Molecule: messenger RNA, 2199 nt
Organism: Schistosoma rodhaini
Lineage: Eukaryota; Metazoa; Platyhelminthes; Trematoda; Strigeidida; Schistosomatidae
Source: the annotation of a GenBank genome assembly
UUCACAUUCACGGAAUUUUUGCAAACUCACUAUUCACUCGUUUCUUAUAUCAUGUCAUGUAAUAAUACACUUCCAUCAAACAUCUUCUCCAAUCAUCAUCAAUUCAUGCAAAUGUAUGAUAGUCACGAUGAUAACAUUAAUAAUCAUAAUAAUAACAUUACCCAUUCAACAUCCAACUGGUUUAUACCACAAACUACACAAAUGAUCUCAUCGGUAUUACCCAUUCCCAAUUCUACCUUUUCUACAUCUCUGAUUCACACCAUGGAUAAUCACAGUUAUUCUCAUUCAUGUUCCUUGCAAACAGAUCCAUUCAGUCUACCAUUCGAAACAUCACCUCUUCAUCCAAAUACUAUUCAUCAUUACAAUGAGAAUUAUAAUCGACAUCUUCAUUCUGGUGUACAACAGUACAACUCCUUGUUCAAUCCAUAUCACAAUUACAUCAAUCGAUGGAACAAUGUACAGAUGAAUAAUGUCAAUCCUCCUGUAGAAGAUGCCACACUGAAUGUGACCAAAACGAUGAGAUUACAUCGUAAUCAUCAUUCACAACGUCGUCAACAUCAUCGUCAUCAUAACAAUCAUCAUCGCCAUAACCAUCAACAACUACAACAACAACAACAGUUCCAAUCUCACAACAUCAAACCAUGUGAUCUGAUCACAGAAGAUGAACCAAAGCCGAAUUUUAGUUAUAUUGGAUUGAUUGCAAAGGCCAUACUCAGUACACAAGAAAGACGAAUGAUAUUAUCGGAUAUCUAUCAAUGGAUUCAACUACGUUAUCCAUAUUUCAGUACACGUGGACCAGGAUGGCGUAAUUCCAUUCGACACAAUUUGUCAUUGAAUGAUUGUUUCAUUAAAGUUGGUAGAGCUGCAAAUGGGAAAGGACAUUAUUGGGGAAUUCAUCCAGCCAACUUGAAAGACUUUCUCAGUGGUGAUUUCAGAAGACGUAGAGCACAACGCAAAGUACGUCGUGCGUUAGGAUUGAGUCGACCUGACGAUAAAAUUGAUGAUGAUGAUGAUGACGAUGAUGGUGAAUUUGGUGUUGGUGGUGAUGGUGAAGGUGAUUGUGGUGACGAUGUUAGUGGUAAUCGAGGUUUUGACCAUGACUCACCACCACUCAAUUAUCCACUCAAUCAUCCAUUCAUUCCACAACUCUUCCAAUGUCUACAUCCACAUAUACCCACAUAUCAACUGAUCAGCUCAGCAGUCACACCGAAUUCAUCUACAACACUCACAGCACACAAACACACAUUCAAUACUAAAUCAUCUAAUCGACUAAAUACAUCAAUACCACUCACAAACACAAACAUAUUUACACUUGAUCAAUUGACCGAUUCUACAAACAACCAAUACACAAACAAUUCAUCAAACAUCACAUCCCCUCUCCCAUUCAAUACAUCACCUGUCCCACACAUUUACAGUUCACACCUACUACCUCACCAAACAUCGAUGAAUGCAUCAUCAACAAGUCGAAUGAGCUAUUCCAAUGAAUUCAAACAAUCAACCCAAUCAGUGAACACCGCCAAUCAACUAUGGAAAUCGAGUUGCAUCAAUGACACAUUGAUGGAUCUCUUCUACAUCAAUUUGAUGCAUUUACUCAAAAAUCAUCAUUCAUCCGUUCAAACUGACAUGAAUGAUACAUGCACAUCAGACGAGUCUCUAUUAUUGGUUCCACAUCCAACUGCAAUUAACACUCAUACUACCACUACUUCUACCAUUAAUAAUAAUAAUACACAUACUCCCACUACUACUAAUACUAAUACUACCAGUAACACUACUCAUACAACGAAUACUGGGAUUCCUGUCAGUAUUCCUAUCACUGAUCAUAAACCAGUUGACUGUCAAAAUGUAAAUUCAUCAGGUUCUUCACUCGAUCCUGUGUUCCCCAAAUCUCAUCCACUCUCCACUCAACAUCCAGUCAAUGUUAGUUUCAAUGUGAUCAACUUGAUUGAUCAUAAACUCAAUCAUCACAGUGAUGCUCAUCACGAUCAUAUUGAUGAUGAUCAUGAUGAUGAGGGUGAUGAUGAGGGUGUUGUAAAUAAUGGUGAGGAUCAGAAGACGGAUAUUGAUCAGUAUAUCCAAUUGAAAUUACAUUCAACAACAUUCACAAUCAAUCAAUCAGUGGAUCAAACAUUAUCCAGUUCAAAUGUAUCUGAUUCAUUUCAUAGUUUAGAUAAUCUAUUAGAUGACAUGGUAACUAAGUAA